Messenger RNA from Hydractinia symbiolongicarpus, 801 nucleotides. RefSeq names its product protein phosphatase 1 regulatory subunit 3B-like. The transcript has a single exon. Bases 12 to 644 code for a protein of 210 amino acids. Gene Ontology annotation, biological process: regulation of glycogen biosynthetic process. Gene Ontology annotation, cellular component: protein phosphatase type 1 complex. The record is from RefSeq and is a predicted model, not a curated record. Gene Ontology annotation, molecular function: protein phosphatase 1 binding; glycogen binding. NCBI's taxonomy places the organism in Eukaryota, Metazoa, Cnidaria, Hydrozoa, Anthoathecata, Hydractiniidae.
CGCUCAAAGAAAUGCUUGCGGUUGAAGGUCUUACCACCGAACACUGUUCAUUUCAUACAAAAGACACGGUCCAGCAAAAUACACCAUUUCACCAAGACAGAUAUACGAAGCCCGUGAUUACUACGAAUUACUGUUUGCCAAAACGCGUCCGAUUUGCUGACGAGGAAGGUGGGAAGCUCUGCGUGACACGGGUCUAUGAAAGCUCACCACCGUAUUACCGACCAGCGACGAGCCAUCUGAAAAUUGAGAAUCGUAUAAAAUCGUACAAAGUUGUGUACGACGAAACAAGGUUAUUUCUUAAAAACAUUUGCGUCGUGGCUUUCGGGAUCGUCUCCGGUAAAAGUGUAUUUGGAGUCAUCGCUGUUCGAAAUAUUUCAUAUGAGAAGUCGAUAAUUGUUCGUUUUACGACGGAUUGUUGGAAGGCUUGUCGUGAUAUCCCAGCGAAAUACAUUCGCCAGGAAUAUGAUGGACUUGUGGAUCAGUUUUUCUUUAUUCUACCCUUUGGAGAGGAUGAAUCUAUCGAUAUAGAAUCAAAUUUAGAAUUUGCAGUACGUUACACGGUAAAUGGUGUCGACUAUUGGGACAACAACAGGGAACAAAAUUAUGGCUUUGUGUCUAAACCAACCAAGAUAUUGUUCCCUUGAAGCUAAUUUGUCUUUUUUCAUAGUUCCAAUAUUUUUUAGUAUUUUUGUAAAGUUUCAGUAAAACUUCGCUGUAUUUAAUGUAUUAAAGUUUUGUUAUAUGCACUUCCAAAAUAAAUAAUCAAUGUAAAUAAAAAAAUAAAAUAAAUUUCGCUACUUC